Messenger RNA from Panicum virgatum (switchgrass), 2990 nucleotides. Its product is annotated as endoplasmic reticulum metallopeptidase 1-like. Gene Ontology annotation, molecular function: metalloexopeptidase activity. Bases 170 to 2776 code for a protein of 868 amino acids. The transcript has 21 exons. Gene Ontology annotation, biological process: proteolysis. The record is from RefSeq and is a predicted model, not a curated record. Lineage: Eukaryota; Viridiplantae; Streptophyta; Magnoliopsida; Poales; Poaceae.
AGCUCCGCCUCCCCCAAACCAAGUCAAAUCAAAUCUUCCCAUUCGCCGCGGUGGGUCACGAGGGUCCCCGCCUCCCACCGCACCCCAGCCGCCCUCCCGAAUCCUCCCUCGCUCGCGAGUCGCGACGACAGCGGCGGCGGCGCCGCCGAGGCUGACCGGCCGGUCCCCGAUGGCCCCCCGCGCGCCGCCGCGCCGGCGGCCCGCGCCCGCCGCCGCGGGCGGCGCGGGCUCGGGGGACUCCGCGCGCGUGCUGCUCGCGCUCGCCGUGCUCUACGGCGCCCUCUCGCUCCUCGCCUACCGCGCCAUCCACAUGCGCCACGUCGCGCCGCUGGGCGCCGACGCCCCGCCGGGGGACUUCGCCGAGGGCCGCGUGCUCCGCCACCUCCACCGCCUCGCCGUCGACAUCCCCGGCCGCCAGGAGGGGAGCCCGGGGCUGGAAGCCGCCGCGCAGUACAUCAUGGGGGAGCUGGAGGGCCUCGCCGCGCGCGCGGGCCCGGAGUACAGAAUAGAGGUCGAGGAAACACUUGUUAGUGGCUCUUUCAGCAUGAUGUUUCUACGUCAUAGAGUAACACUAGGCUACAGGAACCAUAAGAAUAUUGUCAUGAGGAUUUCAUCAAAUGUUUCAGAAGAUGACGAUCCAUCCUUGUUGGUGAAUGGACAUUUUGACAGUCCGCUCGGAUCUCCUGGUGCGGCAGACUGUGGUUCUUGUGUUGCAUCUAUGCUUGAGCUAUCACGACUCAUCAUUGACUCUGGGUGGGUACCUCCUCGACCGGUGAUUUUCCUUUUCAAUGGUGCAGAAGAACUUUUUCUUUUGGGCUCACAUGGUUUUAUUAAGACACAUACAUGGAACAGCUCAAUCAGUGCUUUCAUUAAUAUUGAAGCUUCUGGAAGUGGGGGUACAGAUUUAGUUUGCCAAUCUGGACCUGGAUCGUGGCCUUCUCGUGUUUAUGCUCAGUCUGCAAAGUAUCCUAUGGCCAAUAGCGUCGCUCAGGAUAUGUUUGGACUAAUUCCAGGUGAUACAGAUUAUAGGAUAUUUGCUGAAGACAUCACCAACAUUCCAGGACUCGAUAUUAUCUUUGUUCUGGGUGGUUAUUUCUAUCAUACCUCAUAUGAUACAUUGGAGAAUCUAUUUCCUGGAAGUAUUCAAGCACGUGGUGAAAAUUUAUUCCACCUAGUCAAGGCAUUCACAAAUUCUAUGUCGCUAAAAGAUAAUGAGACUUCAAAUAAAGCUGCUAAGGAUGGAAUUGAGGAUUCGCGAGCUGUCUUUUUUGAUUAUUUGACUUGGUUCAUGGUUUUUUAUUCUCGUGAUGUCUCUCUGAUUCUUCACAGUCUACCAAUAGCCAUUUUUCUUCUUGUACCACUGUUCCUGACGUUCCCGAACAUUACCUUGAUGUCAUGGUCUCUAUCUCUUUUAGAUUUAAUAAGAGGAAUGUUACUCCAUGCAUUUGGUGUCAUCCUUGCGAUAUUUAUCCCUGCUGGGGCUGCGGCAUUAAGAUUGUUGUUCACAAAAAAUGCAAUGAAUUGGUUUGCUCACCCUUAUUUGGCGUUCUUAAUGUUUGUCCCUGCUUCACUGGUUGGUCUAUUGCUGCCAAGGAAUAUAUGGGGGCUAUCGGAGCAAACACACUUUUGGGGAUCUUUUGGGUUGUAUUCUGUAAUAACUAUGGCCUACAUGCUAGCUGGGCUGAGCGGAGGUUUUCUAACAUUUUUCAUUUCCAUGUCAAUGCUUCUUGGGCGAUUUAUCUCUAGCAUCAUUAAGAGACAGUGGAACCAACAAUCACCAAAACAAAUAAUGUGCAGGUUGUUGGUUGCAUAUGUGGUGCCUAUGAUCCCAUGUCUCCUUUAUUGUACUUACUAUGGUGGAUUCCUUAUUCAGUUUCUGAUUGAAAAAAUGGGCAUGAUGGGAUCUCUUCCAAAACCAUAUGGGUUUUUUGUGCCUGAUAUUAUUGUUGGAGCCGCAGUUGGACUGGUGGUUGGUUGGUGUUUUGGUCCUCUAGCACCUAUUGCUACUCGUUGGUUAUCCAAGACCUCAAUUCUCCAGGGCCUGUUACAAAUUACAGUGGUUGCUUUGGCUAUCUCAUCCCAACUAUUUCCUUACAGCACUGGAGCACCAAAAAGAGUUGUUCUUCAACACACUUAUGUUACAGAUGCUAAUGAUGUUGUGGAUUCAAACUAUGGUUUCUCGGUGGUUGAUGCUAACUCGUUGGAGUUCCUUUUCAACAAUGCACCUGAGGCAGCCAAAUGGUUGAAGGAUAACUCAGAGUUGUCCUUUGAAGAAAAGUAUCGUUCUGAUAGAAGCUCCUGGGUGGCUCUGUAUCCUGUCCCUUUCUUGUUCUCUGGAAGUUUAGAGUUUCAGGCACAAACUGAUGAAAUUAGAAAGCACUACCACAAUUUUCCCCAGCUACAUAUUCAGAAGACCUGGAGUAACAAUGGGCAGCGAAGGGUGCAUCUCAAUCUCUCACUGGGUUCAUUAUCAGAGAUUUGGACUGCUGUGCUCAAUGUUACUGGGCCAUUAUCAAAUUGGUCCUUCGCUGAUAACAUGCUCCCAGCUCCUCAAACUGUAAGUGGCGGACCACCAUCAUAUAUUUGUCGACUCAGUGGAAAGAGCGAUGUGGAUUGGUCGUUCUGGUUGGAGGCCAACUCUUCAGAAAGUCUGAGAAUCGAUGUAGCAGUACUUGAUCAGUAUCUUGUUGAUAGCACAAAAAAGCUAAAGAGCCUCUUCCCAAGUUGGGCAGAUUUGACAGCCUUCACCACAUUUCUCUCAACAUAUUAUCUAUGAUGUCCUGUAUUUGAUUGAGCAAAUGUAAAUCUUUUAGGAGGAAAAAAAAUGGAAGUAUAGUACUAUGUUUUGGGGGUAUGUAGUUUUCUUACCGCUAGCUGGUCUCAUGCUUGAGUGUGGCGUGUUUGUAACAUCUUUGUAAUCUUAGCGUGCUAUAGUGAUUGCUCCCAAGGUCGUGGAAAUUCAUCGAUUGGAUAAACGAAAUUGUGUGCAA